This is a messenger RNA of Trichoplusia ni (cabbage looper), 5853 nucleotides long. It is a transcript of the gene Ocrl, whose product is annotated as type II inositol 1,4,5-trisphosphate 5-phosphatase. Gene Ontology annotation, cellular component: membrane. Gene Ontology annotation, biological process: phosphatidylinositol dephosphorylation; signal transduction. The record is from RefSeq and is a predicted model, not a curated record. Bases 188 to 2749 code for a protein of 853 amino acids. Lineage: Eukaryota; Metazoa; Arthropoda; Insecta; Lepidoptera; Noctuidae. Gene Ontology annotation, molecular function: inositol phosphate phosphatase activity; phosphatidylinositol-4,5-bisphosphate 5-phosphatase activity. The transcript has a single exon.
CCAAAGGCUAGUCUAUCAGAUUUUUAUUUUACUGUUGCCGUUUUGCCAGAUCAUCUGUUAACGUUUCUUAACGAAAUUAUCAAUGUGUCAAAAUAAAUUGUAAAGCUGCUGUCAAUGAAAUUUACAUGAACUUCGAACAAUAUCGAUGUUAUGUGUUAUGUGGACCGAAAUAAACUGAUGAAACAAAAUGAAUCACGACGAGAUCAAAUCUGUGGUACAGGAAAAAUUCCUAUCAAGCGAACGGGUUACCGCCUUCCUGUGUGACGCCAAAGUUUUGCAUCCCGAAUGGGUGAAAAAAGAUCGGCUCUUAGCAAUCGUUGAGUACGGCGAUGAAAAAGCAGUAUUCUGCUUGUUUACGUCAUGUUACCCACCAAAGUCCUUCACAGAUUUGUCAAUAGAAAUAGUGUUGCCGAUAGAUAAGAGUUUCAAGUGUGAAAUUGACAACAAACCUUCCGACCCCGAGGCCAUACUGUACCUGAAUCUGCAAUCUCGCAGUAAUAAAUAUAAGUUCGAAAUUCAAAUGACUCCGCGCGUAGACACCUUCGUCGACGACCUGUUCAGAGGCAUCGAAGCCGUAAACAAAGUGCCAACUCAGCCAGAUUUCGUCUGGCUUAAGAAGUACAGUGGGAAGAUUAACAAUGACAUACUGACCCACACGAUGGCGUUGCCGGGGGGAGUGCCGCACACCCAGACCUCGGCCCCAGUCGCCAUCAGGGAGAGCCUCAUCAAGCACAAGAUGUCUGAUAAGGAAUAUGAGUACACCUUCACCAAAAAGUUUUCAAUCUUCUGUGGCACCUGGAAUGUCAAUGAUAAAUCACCUGUCAUUCCCCUCAAGGGCUGGUUGUCUGUGGAUAAAGAGCCCCCUGACAUAUAUGCAGUUGGUUUCCAGGAGUUGGAUCUGUCCAAAGAGACAUUCCUGUUUGACCAGACCUUCAGAGAAGAUGAAUGGUACAAUGCUGUCAUCAACUAUGUGGACAAGAGAGCAAAGUAUGUGAAAGUGGAGAAGGUAAGAUUGGUGGGCAUGAUGCUGAUAGUACUUAUUAAAGAAAAACACUACUCUCAUGUACGUAACAUAGUGUGUGAUACUGUAGGAACAGGCAUUAUGGGGAAAAUGGGCAACAAAGGAGGUGUGUCAAUAAGAUUUGAUCUACACAGCACUUCCUUGUGCUUUGUGAACUCCCACUUGGCAGCCCAUGUUGAGGAGUAUGAGAGGAGGAACCAAGACUUCAGAGAUAUUUGCAACCGGACCAGGUUUGUUCAACCCAACCAGUUGCCCAAAGCCAUCAAAGACCAUGACCACAUUUACUGGCUCGGUGACCUGAACUACCGCAUAACAGAAUUGGACCCCGUCACUGUUAAAAAGCUGGUCAGUGAUAAUAAUUUUGUUCCAGUACUAGAAUGGGAUCAACUGAAGCAGCAACAUAAACAUAACAAUGUCUUUGCUGGUUACAAUGAAGGUGACAUAAAUUUUAAGCCAACCUACAAGUAUGACCCUGGUACGGACAACUGGGACUCCAGUGAAAAGAACCGGGCCCCGGCCUGGUGUGAUAGAAUUUUCUGGAGGGGACAAAAUGUGGUACAGCUAGCAUACAGAAGCCAUCCCUCUCUAAACAUUAGUGACCACAAACCUGUGUCAGCCAUAUUUAACUCUUCAAUCAAAAUAAUUGAUGAGGAGAAAUACCGGAAAGUAUAUGAAGAAGUCAUUAAGCAGUUGGACAAGAUGGAAAAUGAAUUGAUUCCUCAGGUCAAGGUAGACAGGACCGAAAUUGAUUUUGGCACAGUACGCUACCUAGAACUGCAAGUGAGGACUAUCACAAUAAAGAAUAUUGGUAAGCUACCAGUUGAGUUUGAGUUCAUAAAGAAGUUAGAUGAGACCAACUUCUGUAAGGAGUGGCUCAUUGUAGAACCAUACAAGAAAUGCAUCUGUGCUGAAGAAACAUGCGAAAUUCAACUUAAAGUCCUGAUAAAUAAGACUUCUGCUUGCAAAAUGAAUGCAGGAACUGACAAGUUGUAUGACAUCCUUGUGUUGCAUUUGUAUGGUGGCAAAGAUAUCUUCAUAACAAUAAACGGGACAUACCAAAGAAGUUGUUUUGGUUGCUCAAUAGAGGUGCUAGUGAACCUCAAUAUGCCAAUCAAGGAGGUCCCAGUUGGAAAGCUGAUUGAAUUGGAGAAUAAGAGGGAUCAGUGUGUGUCCAAUCAGUCCACAUACUCCAUACCUAAAGAGAUCUGGUUCUUAGUCGACCAUAUCUACUUACAUGGCCUGAAGGAGCCAAACUUGUUUGAGCAGCCGGGGUUCCAUUCAGAAAUACUCCAGAUCAGAGACUGGCUGGACAGUGGCUCAGUGGACCCCAUCCCAGGCAGUAUACAUUCAGUGGCAGAAGCAUUAUUACUUCUUCUAGAAAGUACUGCAGAUCCAAUCAUUCCCUACAACCUACAGUCAGUCUGCUUGAGAGCUUCGGCUAAUUAUUUGCAGUGCAAGCAAAUUAUAAUGGAAUUACCAGAGUUCAGAAAGAAUGUUUUCCUUUAUUUAUGUGAAUUUUUACAAGAAGCAUUACAGCAUAGUGCUGAAAAUGGAUUGGAUUCAAAAACCUUGUCGACACUGUUUGGCGCCAUUUUUCUUAGAGAUAAUCCCAAUCAAACGCAGGAACCACAGUCAAGGAUAAAUAAACAAGUCAUAGACAAGAAGAAGGCCCAGUUUGUAUACCACUUUUUGGUGAAUGACCAUAGUGAUUUAAUAUUUUCUAGAUAAAUAAGAUAUUCAACAAUUUGUUGUGUUGUUAGACUUGGUUUGAAAAUUGAGCACUAUCAUAUACCUAAUGCAACAGAACCCUUGCGACAAGCCCCAUCGAGUUCAUUUUCGAAUCAAGCUCUUGUUUAGUACUUUGUGUACGUAUUGUUUUUAAUUUAUUGAAAUACUCAAAAAUUUCCAUUAGAGACCUUAGGAAAUAUUUUUACUUUUAUAAUCCCAUGUUAGAGAUUGUAAUGUCCUAUUUAAAAAAGUCUUAUAAUAUAUUGUUUUACGCUUAAUACCUAAUAGUUUACAUAAAUUCACAUUUGCAUUUAUCAAUGUUUCGGCUUAUUGUUUUGCACUAAUUAAUUAUUAAACCAGCGCAGACCGUAGAGAGCGUCGAGGCUGUAGAAGGGACUGAAGCUCAAAGCGAAUAGAGUUCAAAAUUAUUUGUGCGCCGAUACUUGUUACGUCAUACGCAUUACUAACUUGUAUGUGGACUGACACAAUUCUGCACUUAAUGUAUUACGCAAUAAAGUAUAGAUUCCAGUGUAAAUUAGUAACAUAAACUCUGCGCUCUUGUCGCUCUGCGUUUACCCUUGGGCCGUGAUAAAUAAACAUUACCAAGUACAUACUUUGAGUCAGCAUUAUUUCCAACUGGUAUCUUGUAUCUUACUAGGAAUAGUGUUUAGUCAAAGAACUCCUAAUAAUAUUUAUUUUUCUCGGUCUUAGUAUUUGUAUAAUAAAUGCACAGACCAUAUUUAAAGGGUAGAUAGGAAUUAAGGCAAACAAAACGGUUAAACAAAAUAUAGAAAUAUUGACCAUAACAUUUUCUUGAAAAAAAAAAAUGAAACGUCUGAGUUGGCUAUUCAAGCCCUCUACUUUUAAUUCUUAAAAAAACGCGGGCUAUUGUCUACCAGUUUAAUAAGGUCUGUGCAUAAAUGACACAAUUGCCAAAAAAAAAUUAUGUGACUUAACUUGUCUUGUCCAAUUUAUGACGAAUAAUAUUAUAAUAAAUAUUUACGUAGGGAAUAAGGACGUUGCCUACUUAUCUUUGUGGCAUAAAACAGUAUUUUAAACGGUUCGGUUUUAUUUAAUAGGCAUAGAUAUGGUUACUAUUGGCGUCUCUUCAGGAUAAAGGAAAAUUUUAUUAUUAAUGUGUCAUAAACACACGUCAAAAUAUGUAGUUUAAAAAAUUAAACAAUGUAAAACUCACAAAAUAUGACGAGUUUUCAAAAUAUCAACAAUAACAGCUAACCAGAAUACCAACAAUUUUUUUUUGGCCUAGGCACAUUAUUAAUAACUUUACCCAGUUACAAAAUAGAUACUUAAUGCCCAAAAAUAAAACUUAUUUUAACACUUCUGGGCAACGGGGGUUCAAUAAACUUAUGUAAUCAAAAUUGCUAAAACUUUUUUCGUCGUCCAUAAAUCAUAGUUUUCGUUCCACGCCAUACCAUGUUGAAUUCGUUUUACCAAGUGUUAUUUUUUCGGUUCAAAACCUUUAGUAUUUUAAUUUUAGUCGCUAGUUCAACGAAUCAAAGUGGCCAAUAAUUGUCCGUUAGUUUUAGUUUACAAUUAAUUUACCUUACGUUGUUAUAUUGAAAUAGAUAUUUUAAUAAUAGACCUUAAUUACUAAUGUACUAAUGACAUUUUGAAAUCUCUAUAAUAUUGUUAUAAUAGGCAAUCUUAGACAUCUACUAUUUGUGAGCUUGGCGUUGUAAGACCUAGCGCUUUGUUUGUGGCUGUAUAAACACGGUAUAAACUUCGCCAAAGAGAAUAUAACCACUGAGCUUCUUGGGGUAUUCGGAUCAUAAACAAUCUUGACGAGCGGCGUAAAAAUAUAUCUAGACGAAACUCUUUUCAUUUUUGAACACAAUAAAAAAUAAAUACUUAGUUUCAAACUGAACAGUCAUAAUACGUAACAUACUACGUCAAUGGUCACGGUUGAUAAGAUCUGAAUCAUUCUGAAUGCAAUCUGUUAAAUGUACCUCACAGCUAGAGGCGAUGUGGUAGGUUAACCUUCAUAUGUUAUCUUGACGAGGUAUUCAUUCAUGUUUCGUUCGUAGAGAAAGCGGUCUUCGAUAUAAAGCUUACAAUUCCGAUUUGUUAAAAAAGAUGUAAUUUGAAUGAGUGGUUGUAUUUUUAAAGUCGCUCUUCUGCGUGUCUACUAUCUAAAGAAAAAUAACCCAGACAGUUAAAAAAAGAAAAUGGUAGGUAUGUCUCAAUGACAUUCGUAACUGCGAUUGCGGUAAUUAAAAGCAAAACUAAAAUGUAAUAAGCAUUCUAUCGAAGACCUCGGUUAUUACGCUUGGUUGCACAGUCUUCAAACUGCACCAUACUACAACAAAGUAAAUUCAAUCUUACCACCAACUAAUUAAGAUUUAAUUUUACCAAGUCAUUGUCAAGAAAACUAUGAAAAAAGCAGUGGCGUUAGUCUUUAGUACGAAUAUACACAUAUACACCAAAUUUUUACAGGAUAUACUAGUAGUUUAUACUUAGAUGAAGUCCAAUUGAAUUCUGAUUGGUGCAUAUAAAUAUUGUGAUACUCUGCACUACGUAAUCUGUUGUACCAUCAAUAAUAAAGAGAUUGAAGAAGGAUAUUGUUGUAUUUUGAAAAUUUUAAAUGAAUUUCUGAAUGAGAAUUAUUAAAAAAAUAUAUUAUAUGAUUCUGUUCUAACUUUUUUUCAAAUAACAUAUAUAUAAGUAAGUACUUAGUAUACGAGUGUUUACUUUUAAAGAAGUAAAAAGUACACACAUCCGCUAUUUAUUUUCUGUAUACUCAAGUUAAUUCAAACUCAUUUAUAGCACCAAUCAAAGUGUCAUAAUUUACAAAUGUAACAGGAAUAUUUGUGAACGUGUUGUCUUUUUAAAACUUAGAACGAAAGGACUAAGGGCAAAAAGGAUAAUGCAUUUCCAUACUUAAAUGUUUUGUGAAAAAAAAGGCUUUAGAUGAUUAUGUGACAGCAUUUUACAACAUUUUUAUGUAUAUUGGUGUCCAUACAUAGUAGGCAAUAUGUAUUUUACUUAAAUAUUUAUACAAAUAUUUUAUUAUUGUAUUUAUUCGUUCAUGUAAUAGUAAAUAUAGUGAACUGUUAAUUUAUUGAAUUACAUAAGAAUACUACAAA